Abrus precatorius (Indian licorice) is the source of this 1839-nucleotide messenger RNA. RefSeq names its product GDP-mannose 4,6 dehydratase 1. NCBI's taxonomy places the organism in Eukaryota, Viridiplantae, Streptophyta, Magnoliopsida, Fabales, Fabaceae. The transcript has a single exon. Gene Ontology annotation, biological process: GDP-mannose metabolic process. Gene Ontology annotation, molecular function: GDP-mannose 4,6-dehydratase activity. The record is from RefSeq and is a predicted model, not a curated record. The coding region runs from base 123 to 1238 and encodes 371 amino acids.
GUGUGAAAUUGUGAAUAGCAGGGAAGGAGUAGAAGCGCGUUGAAGUGGUGAAUAAAUAAACAAAGGCUUAGCCUUGAUUCUUCCAUCCGAACAUUUCACAAUCCAUCAUCACUGAGACUCCAAUGGCGUCGCAGGAUAACACCGCCGGAUCCGGAUCUACUCCCACGGCAACGAACGGGGACGUGGCUCCUACGCGCAAGGUGGCAUUGAUAACCGGAAUUACCGGACAAGACGGUUCCUACCUGACGGAAUUUCUUCUGAACAAGGGGUACGAGGUGCACGGACUGAUCCGUCGCUCCUCCAACUUCAACACGCAACGCAUCGACCACAUCUACGUCGAUCCUCACAACGCGCACAAGGCACGCAUGAAGCUCCACUAUGCCGAUCUCUCCGACGCCUCUUCCCUCCGCCGAUGGCUCGACACAAUCCGCCCCGACGAGGUCUACAACCUCGCCGCCCAGUCUCACGUCGCCGUCUCAUUCGAGAUCCCGGACUACACCGCCGACGUCGUUGCCACCGGCGCCCUCCGCCUCUUGGAGGCCGUCCGCUCGCACAUCGCCGCCACCAACCGCACGCACAUCCGCUAUUACCAAGCCGGCUCCUCCGAGAUGUUCGGCUCCACCCCGCCGCCUCAAUCGGAGACCUCACACUUCCACCCUCGCUCCCCUUACGCGGCGUCGAAAUGCGCUGCGCACUGGUACACCGUAAACUACCGUGAGGCCUACGGGAUCUUUGCCUGCAACGGGAUCCUCUUCAACCACGAGUCCCCGCGUAGGGGCGAGAAUUUCGUGACGCGGAAGAUAACGCGGGCCGUGGGCCGGAUCAAGAUUGGACUUCAGAACAAGCUUUUCUUGGGGAACUUGCAGGCCUCGAGGGAUUGGGGUUUUGCUGGGGAUUACGUGGAAGCUAUGUGGCUGAUGCUGCAACAGGAGAAGCCCGAUGAUUAUGUUGUGGCCACGGAAGAGUCCCACACAGUGGAAGAGUUCUUGGAAGUGGCUUUUGGCUAUGUGGGUCUGAAUUGGAGGGAUCACGUGGUGAUUGAUAAGAGGUACUUCCGUCCUGCUGAGGUUGACAACCUUAAAGGGGAUGCUUCCAAGGCUAAGAAGGUGCUUGGUUGGAAGCCUAAGGUGGGGUUUGAGCAGCUGGUCAAGAUGAUGGUUGACCAGGACGUUGAGAUGGCUAAGAAGGAGAAGGUUCUCGUUGAUGCUGGCUACAUUGAUGCUCAGCAACAACCUUGAUUUUCUGUUUUAGCAUUUACUUUACUGUUUUGAUCAUAUAAUCAAGGAUUCAUUCAUAGCUGUCUGAGUUUAAUUUAUGAGCAAUUUCAUCUAUGUUUUGGUGUUGCAGUUUUUACUCACUCCCUAGUUGUGCAUUGUCAGAUAUUUUUUCUUUCUUGUAAGCGAUCUCAUUCAUUACAUUGAAUUACAUCUAUAUACGUCUACAUCCAUUAUGCCUCCCUGUCCCUGCUGCUGCUUUUCCACUUUUCUUCCUUUGUUUCUGUAGGCUUCAAUAGUGCAGCAAUGUGCAUCAUCCAAAAUUGGAUUAUGUUGUAUGGGAUUAUGGUAUGGAUCCCCCCCUCAUUUCACAACAAAACAGUAGCACGGUUCAAAUAAAAACCAAAGCCGUUUGAAUAAAACCGUGCAGGGUUUGGUUGGGUUGAAUCUGAUCUGGAUGUUGCAGAUCAUGUCUGGAGAAUAAGUUUGACUCUCUUCUGCUUUUCGUGUUUAUGAUUUUGAUAUGUUUCAUUUCAUUCUUGAGCCAGAAAUUUUUUCAUCUGGAUUCAAUGUUCCAAAUCUUUUUAUUGUUUAGCAUUUAUACUGAAUAGUUAAAACUGAAUUU